AUGCUCAGGAUCCUGAGAAGGUUUAUGGCCUUCUUUCAGAGGCGGGAAGACCCUAACAGACAUCUGGGGCUCCCACAAGGUGACAACAAAUUGAAAACUGUGCAGGGAGUUGUGACAAGUUUAUUUCAUGAUUAUGGCUUGAUUGAUGAGUCCAUCUACUUCAGUACUAAUAUAGUGACUGAAAAUGUGCCUCUGAAAAUUGGACAGAAAGUUUCUGCAGUUAUAGAAGAAGAUAAAACAUCUGUCGAAUUGAAAGCAAUCAAAGUGGAUGUCAUCCCUGAUAAUUUUGAUGACACUAAACCACUGGACUCCAGAAUCAGAGUUUUAGUUGGUUGUGUUGCCUGUAUAAAGAAAGAUACUGUCUACAUUGAUAAAAAAACUUACUUCUCUAUAGACAUUGUUUCUGAAGGUUUUGUGCCUUAUAAGGGUGACUGGUUAGAAGUUGAAUAUUCCACACAGCCAGGCACCUCAAACAUCAAGGCACACUCAGUGAAGCCUAUGAACUGUAAGCAUGUGGAUGAGGUCUGCAUUACUAGCCUGCAGGAAAGACAUGGGAUGAUAGAUUAUACUAUCUUUUUCACCUUGGAUUCCCUGAAACUUCCUGAUGGAUAUGUACCUCAACCAUAUGAUGUCGUCAAUGUGGUAAUAGUGGAGAGUGUUCAGUUGUGCUGUGUUUGGAGAGCAGUUUCUAUGACUCCAGUGCAAAAGUCAUCUUAA
This is a messenger RNA of Sciurus carolinensis (gray squirrel), 717 nucleotides long. RefSeq names its product cancer/testis antigen 55-like. Lineage: Eukaryota; Metazoa; Chordata; Mammalia; Rodentia; Sciuridae. The record is from RefSeq and is a predicted model, not a curated record. The coding region runs from base 1 to 717 and encodes 238 amino acids. The transcript has 5 exons.